This is a messenger RNA of Copidosoma floridanum, 2177 nucleotides long. Its product is annotated as coronin-2B. Lineage: Eukaryota; Metazoa; Arthropoda; Insecta; Hymenoptera; Encyrtidae. The record is from RefSeq and is a predicted model, not a curated record. Gene Ontology annotation, molecular function: actin filament binding.
UAAUAAAGUGACGUUAUAUAUACAUAUAUUGUAAGAAGCGAGGGUUCUUUGACUCCGGCUUUCUUCGCGUCAAAUGCCACGGCCACGGAUAUCAAACGAGCCAAUAUUCACAAGAUUCGAGCUCGAGGCGAAUUUCGAGCCGAAAGAUGCCGCGGCCUCUUACAACUUGUUGAUGAGCAGCAUCGAUGCCCGCGCUUGUUACAAGCCCUACGAAAAGUAAUGCAGGCAAGUUGUACUGAGUAUAAAUAGUUUGCAGAUAAUUUUGCGUAGUGAUUCGUUGAAAAAAAAAAAACAAACAUUGUUUUGCAUGAGCUCUGUUGUAAAGAAUCCCAUCGCACGACGCGACGUUACUCAUGUUACGACGUCGACGACGACGACGACUUGUGUCUGUUUGUCUCUCUAUUUUGUAUCACAUGAAACUUGAGCUCUGAGUUUUCCACGGUUAAUCAUGACUAAUGAUCGCCAGUCAUGGUUCCGGGGCGUGCGGAGCAGCAAAUUCCGACACGUUUACGGAGUUCCGGCCAAGCGGGAGAAAUGCUACGACAACAUAAAAAUCACCAAAAACGCCCACGACUCGCAAUUUUGUGCCGCCAAUCCCAAGUUUCUGGCCAUCGUCACCGAAGUCGCGGGCGGUGGCGCCUUUUUGGUGUUGCCGAUCGACAACACCGGCCGGUUGGAUUUCAACGCUAAUAGAGUGACCGGGCACAAGGGCCCUGUCCUGGACAUCAAGUGGAACCCGUUCAACGACAAUGUCAUUGCUUCCUCCUCCGACGACUGCACGGUCAAGCUCUGGCACAUACCCGACGGCGGUCUGUCGCGCAACCUGACGGAGUGGCUCGUAGAACUGCAGGGCCACAAGCGACGCGUCGGCUACCUCGAGUGGCACCCGACGGCCGAAAAUAUUUUGCUGAGCGCGGGCUUCGAUCAUCUGGUCAUCGUCUGGGACGUCGGCCGGGCCGAGGCGGUCAGCGUCAUAGACCAGCAUCCGGAUGUCAUUUACAGUAUGUCCCUCAACCGGGACGGUAGCCUUCUCGCGACAACUUGCAAGGACAAGAAGCUCCGUGUUUUCGAGCCGCGUUCCGGCAUUAUCGUUUCGGAGGGUAUCUGUCACGCCGGCACCAAGGCCAGUAAGGUCACCUUUUUGGGUGGCUCGGGCCGCCUAUUGACCACCGGUUUCAGCAGACACUCGGAUCGCCAAUACGCGGUUUGGAGCCAGCACGACUUGUCCUCGCCCCUAGCUUGUGAAACCAUCGAUUCGAGCAGUGGCAUUGUUUUUCCGUUUUACGACAACGACACCAACAUGGUGUACUUGGCAGGAAAGGGAGAUGGAAAUUUACGCUACUACGAGGUAGUAAAUGAGGCACCGUGGGUACAUUAUUUGAGCCAAUUUAUAUCGGGAAAUCCACAACGAGGCCUCGGUAUCAUGCCAAAACGUGGCGUUAGCACAGCCGCUUGUGAGAUUUUUCGCUUCUACAAGCUUCACGCCACUAGGGGCAUGUGCGAACCAAUCUCUAUGAUUGUACCACGUAAAAGUGAUCAGUUUCAAGAGGAUUUAUAUCCAGACACGAUUGGUACAACGCCAGCGCUUUCAGCUAAAGAUUGGAUCAGCGGAAUAAACAGCCCACCAGUUUUGAUAUCCCUAAAAACUGGUGGUAGCAUAACAACACACAAGCCACGAGUAUACAGAUCGUCAAAUCAAGCUGGAGCAACAGAUGUGAACACGAAAAAAAAGUUUGCCUUUCUGUCAACAGAGACAGUGCCUGACUAUCGACCCAUCGAUUACAGCGAAAUGAAUGAUAAAAGACAAAAGACGUGUAGCAAUCAAAGCACCAAAUUUCAUCAGUUGCAACAAAAGUUUAACAAUGUCCCUUUUCAGACUCCGAGAUAUAGCAACAAAUUCUAUGAGCUCAUUAGCAAGUUUGAGAAUUAUUCUCAUUACUACAAGAAUAACAUAGGAUCCACAAAUAUGAACGACAAUAAAGCACUGGAGACAACGGAUGUGCCGAAUAAUGAGGCUGAACUUAGACUAGCUUAUUUGCGCCAAAGUGAUGAAUUAAGGCUAGUUAAACGUCAAUUAGCAAACAGCCAACUGCGAAUCAAAGAGCUGGAAGAGCAAAUUCGAAAGUAUCAACAAAAAGGCUUGUAAUUUAUUUACGGUAAGGUAUGUAUGAAUACGA